GAAGGUACAAUACCCCAACUUCCCACAGUUAAAAACGCGUUACUAGGGCCAUUGCUUGUUCUAAGAAGCAACUAUUGCUUUGUUAGUUUAUGUAUCUAUUUGGUUAAAUGGAUACAUUGUUUAGGCUAGUCAAUUUUCAACAACACCAUCAUCAUCAUCAUCAUCAACCCGAUCCUUCCCUCAACUCCACCACCACCUUAACAACAUCAAGCAGCUCUAGAUCCUCAACACAAACACCACCAACAACAACGUAUCAUUAUUAUCAACAACAACAACAACAAGAAGACGAAGAAUGCUUCAAUUAUUAUUACAUGGAUAACAAUAAUAAUGAUGAAGAUUUAUCCUCAUCUUCUUCUAAACAACAAUACUACUAUCCUUAUCAACCUCAACACCAUGUAUCCACUAUCACAACUCCAAACACCACCUUUAAUAAUACUAUUAACACCCCCACCACCACCGAUAAUUACUCUUUCUCACCUCCCCAAGACUACUUCAACUUUGAAAUACUCUCCGGCAACUCAUGGGCACCAAACAUCCUCCUCGAAACCGCACGUGCGAUUUCUGACAACAACAACACAAAUCGAAUCCAACAACUCAUGUGGAUGUUAAACGAACUUAGUUCCCCUUACGGUGACACAGAUCAAAAAAUAGCAUCAUAUUUUCUUCAAGCUUUAUUUAGUCGCAUAAAUGAUGCAGGUGAUAGAACCUACAAAACCUUAUCUUUUGCUUCGGACAAAAUAUGUUCAUUCGAUUCAACGAGGAAGAUGUUGUUGAAGUUCCAAGAAGUUAGUCCAUGGACAACGUUUGGACACGUGGCAUGCAACGGUGCUAUCUUAGAAGCACUAGAAGGUAACCCUAAACUUCACAUAAUUGACAUUAGCAACACUUAUUGCACUCAAUGGCCAACACUUCUAGAAGCACUCGCCACUCGCUCCGACGAUACACCGCAUCUCCGUUUAACCACUGUUGUCACCGCCGUCAACGGUGGUUCCAUACAAAAAGUCAUGAAGGAAAUCGGUGCUAGGAUGGAAAAAUUCGCGAGACUCAUGGGAGUACCAUUCAAAUUCAACGUUGUUUUUUGUGAUCUAAGGGAAUUAAAUUUAAAUUUAUCUAAGUUAGAUAUAAGAGAAGAUGAAGCUUUGGCUAUUAAUUGUGUGAAUUCUUUACAUUCGGUUUCAGGCGCCGGAAACCACCGUGACGCUUUGAUAUCUUUGUUACGUGGGUUGGAGCCUAGGGUUAUGACGGUGGUUGAAGAGGAAGCUGAUUUGGAAUAUUGUUUUAGUUCGGAAUUUGUGGAAGGUUUUGGAGAGUGUUUGAGAUGGUUUAGGGUUUAUUUUGAAGCACUUGAGGAGAGUUUUUCGAGAACGAGCGGAGAGAAGUUGAUAUUGGAAAGAGAAGCUGGAAGAGCGAUUGUUGAUUUGAUUUCUUGUGAUCCUUAUGAGUCGGUGGAGAGGCGGGAAAUGGCGUCGAGGUGGAGGAGGCGUUUGCAUGGUGGAGGGUUGAAUACGGUGUCGUUUAGUGAAGAGAUUUGUGAUGAUGUUAGGGCUUUGUUGAGGAGGUAUAGGGAAGGGUGGUCAAUGACACAGUGCUCCUCCGAUGAUAAUAGUAACGGAAUAUUCUUGUUGUGGAAGGAUCAGCCGGUUGUGUGGGCCAGUGUAUGGAGGCCUUGACGUAUAAAUUAUGGUUUUAAAUUGCAACUGUAUUAUGGAUUUUGAAGUUUUCUCAACAAUAUCAUAAUUAUGACUUAGGGUUGAUUGGCUGCAUCUUCCAUCGCAUGUGUUCUUAGUUUUUUUGGCACCUGCGUUUGGGAUUGGUUGAAGUUUUUAGUAAUGGGUUCCAUAAUUGCUUUUUCUUUUAUUAUAAAAUAUAUAAGUUUGGUAAUUUAUUAGGCAAGCAUAAGAAAGAGGAUAUUCAUUAAAGAGUUUGCUUGUGUAUUUAAAAGGAACGAAGUAAAUUAUUUUUUUGUUACCAUUUUAUGAUUGAUUUAUUUUUAUUAUUAUUUA
This is a messenger RNA of Cicer arietinum (chickpea), 2003 nucleotides long. Its product is annotated as protein SHORT-ROOT-like. NCBI's taxonomy places the organism in Eukaryota, Viridiplantae, Streptophyta, Magnoliopsida, Fabales, Fabaceae. The record is from RefSeq and is a predicted model, not a curated record.